Pleurotus ostreatus (oyster mushroom) is the source of this 1083-nucleotide messenger RNA. Its product is annotated as Versatile peroxidase vpl2. The record is from RefSeq and is a predicted model, not a curated record. Lineage: Eukaryota; Fungi; Basidiomycota; Agaricomycetes; Agaricales; Pleurotaceae. Gene Ontology annotation, biological process: hydrogen peroxide catabolic process; response to reactive oxygen species; cellular response to oxidative stress. The transcript has 12 exons. Gene Ontology annotation, molecular function: peroxidase activity; heme binding. Bases 1 to 1083 code for a protein of 360 amino acids.
AUGUCUUUCAAGGCUCUAUUCACUUUCGCCACUCUCGCUGUAGCGGCCCUCGCUGCUCCUAGCCACACCAAGCGCGCCACAUGCUCGGGCGGCAGGACCACUGCUCAUGCAUCCUGCUGCAUCUGGUUCGACGUUUUGGACGACAUUCAAGAGAACCUCUUUGAUGGUGGCGAGUGCGGUGAGGAAGUCCACGAGUUGACCUUCCACGACGCUAUUGGAUUCUCCCCCAAGCUCUUCCUCCAAGGCAAAUUUGGUGGUCUCGGCGCUGAUGGUUCCAUCAUGGCCCACUCUGAGAUCGAAACCGCCUUCCCCGCCAAUCUCGGUGUCGAUGAGAUUAUUGAAGCUCAAAGGCCGUUUGCCAUCAAGCACAAAGUAUCUUUCGGUGACUUCAUCCAAUUCGCUGGUGCCGUCGGUGUUAGCAACUGCGCUGGUGGUGCUCGCAUUCCUUUCCACGCGGGACGUCUCAACGUCUCUUUGCCCUCGCCAGACCUCCUCGUCCCCGAACCUAGCGACUCUGUUGACACCAUCUUGGCCCGCAUGGGCGAUGCUGGCUUCUCCCCUAACGAAGUAGUUGAUUUGCUCAUCUCUCACACCGUCGCUGCUCAGGACAACGUUGACCCCACUAUUCCCGGAACUCCCUUCGACUCUACUCCCAACAGCUUCGACGCUCAGUUCUUCGUCGAGACUCUCCUCAAGGGAAGCAUCACCCCCGGAAACGGAACUAACCGAGGCCAAUCCCUCUCUCCCAUCCCGGGCGAGUUCCGCCUUACUUCUGACUUCCUUCUUGCCCGCGAUGCCCGCACUGCUUGCGAAUGGCAAUCCUUCAUCACCGACCACGCCUCCAUGGUCUCGAAAUUCGAGAAGGUCAUGGACAAGAUGUCCACUCUAGGCCAAAUCCGAGCUCUCCUCACUGACUGCUCCGACGUUAUUCCUGUGCCCAAGGUCGCCCUCACCAAGACCCCUACCCUCCCAGCUGGGCGCAGCUUGGCUGAUAUUGAGGCCGCAUGCCGCGCCACGCCAUUCCCAGCCCUCACUGCUGACCCUGGCCCAGUUACCACCGUUCCUCCUGUUCCCCCUUCGUAA